Messenger RNA from Gekko japonicus, 1705 nucleotides. RefSeq lists its product as uncharacterized. The record is from RefSeq and is a predicted model, not a curated record. Bases 1 to 1512 code for a protein of 503 amino acids. Gene Ontology annotation, biological process: antigen processing and presentation; regulation of DNA-templated transcription; immune response. Gene Ontology annotation, cellular component: nucleus; MHC class II protein complex; membrane. Lineage: Eukaryota; Metazoa; Chordata; Lepidosauria; Squamata; Gekkonidae. The transcript is spliced from 8 exons.
AUGCCUGCCGCAGAGCCUGUGCCCUUCCCCACGGGCGCACACGAGGACAACCUCCUGGCUGCAUAUGGAACGCCGGUACCGGGGCCCACGGCGCCAAACCUGGCCAGCACUCCGCCGGGUGCAUUGGCGGUGGAGCCAGCCCCGGUCCCUGAGCUGCGCCGCUCUAACCACACUAGAAAAGCACCGGCACAACUCAAGGACUUUAUCUGCCGGCCAAUCAAGCGGCAACGAAUGGAGGGGGCCGUCCAAAGGGGGAGGUCGGCCAGGAGGCAACAGCAGGAGGCGGAAGCGGGAGGAGUGAUGGAUAGCGGGUUCCGCCAAUCGCGAGGCGGCGUGUCCCCGCGCUUCGCCUGGGGGGGGGUUGCCGGCCAAGGGGCGUGGCUGGGCGGGACGGUGACGUCGGCUCCUUUCUUGGCCAAUCAGCGGCGAGUUGAUGCCUAUGAACUCCAAGAAGGCCCUCCCCCGCCCGUCCCCAUGCUGUACGACUGGGAGGAAGAGGAAGAGGAGGCGGUGAGCAAGCCCAUGACCUACGAUGAGAAGUGCCGUCUCACCCGGGACAUCAACAAGCUUCCUGGAGAGAAGCUGGGCCGGGUGGUGCACAUCAUCCGGUCGUGGGAGCCCUCCCUGUGUGGCUCCGACCCCGAUGAGAUCGAGAUUGACUUUGAGACGCUCAGGCCCUCCACCCUGCGGGAGCUGGAGCACUACGUCCUCUCCUGCCUGGAGGGCUUCGUGCUGCAGGUGGCGCUGGACUGCCCCCUCUCGGCCCAGGGCCGCCUGCUGGGCGCCAAUUGGACGCUCGCCUUCAACAAGAUGCCCUUCGUCUGCUACAGCCAUGACUACCAGGAGUUCAUCCCCUGUGGCCUGGGCGACUUCCCCGGCUGGAGCCAGGUCGCCGGCAACCUUGCUGACUACUUCAGCCAGCAGUUCCCCACCUGGGGCCGGGCCUCGCGGGACCUCUGCCAGGAGCAGGCGCAGCGCCCCGUCUGGGCCGCCAUCCGAGGCCGGCACACACCCCCCAACGUCCGCAUCUUCCCCAUCACCCCUCAGAACACUCCAGCGCCCGUCAUGCUGACCUGUGAGGUGUGGGGCUUCUACCCGGCAGACGUGGCCGUCACUUGGCUGCGGAACGGGAUGUUUGUGAAGAACAGCGGGGGGGGAGACUGGCCUGACCCCGGAGCUCAAGGUGAAGGUGGGGGCCUCCGGCGCAGUGCUGGGGGUGGGCCUCAUCUUCCUCAUCGCUGGCCUCGUCUGCUGGAAAAAGCGGGUGCCGGAAGGUUAUGUUCCCAUCGAUGGCGACAACUACCCCCCAGUCGUCUCCUAGAUCCGCAGAGGUCAUCCGAUCCCAAACGCCUGCCUGACCUCGACAGGAGGCCCUGCUCCCGGACUUCCAGCCGCCCCUCAGCCACCAACGCAGGAUUGCGGCACAGGGGCAGGGGGCUCGCGGACUGGGGCAGAAAUAUGCCAGCUGCCCCCCCCCCCCACUGGCCAGGCCAGCCUUGCCUCCAGAGGUGAACACGGCCCUCCCACCUGUGGGUCCUCGAACGCUCCCCUGUCUCUGAUUUUUUUUGGGGGGGCAUCAAAAACCCACUUCCUUCUAUUCCAGAUAUGCCUGCCAAGUGUUGAACAGCUGUUCUUCUUUUCUCUAAAAAAAAAACAAACCCCAAAGAAAACUGUUGCACCUUUCUUGAAAUGACAAUAAAACAUU